UUUUUUUUUUUUACUUCCAAAACGUGCUCUGACUUUGUUGAGUCGCGCGUCGCCGUAUGCUCCACCUUAAGCGAGAAAGGGAGGGCGAAACUUUUGGGUGCAACUCAGCCGGUCCACCUUAAGCGCACGAGCCAGACGCAGGCAAGCGGACGGCCGAAGGUUUCCGCUUCUCCGCCGCUGCAACUAACGCACCAGAGAGGGAAGACCCCCCCACCCACCCUCGCCUCUCCACAACCCCCCUCAAAAAAAAAAUAAUAAUAACACAAAAAGAAGGAGGAAAAUGUCCGACGCAAAGUACCGCGAGUGGAUUCUGGACACUAUCGACUCGCUGCGGUCGCGGAAAGCCCGGCCGGACUUGGAGCGAAUCUGCCGAAUGGUCCGGCGACGUCACGGCUGCGAGCCCGACCAAACGUGCGGCGAGCUGGAGAAGCUCAUACGCGAGCAGACGGUGCUCAAAGUCAACUACAAGGGCUCCAUUUCGUACCGGAACGCCGCCAAGGUUCAGCGGAGGUGCCGCAAGAAGGACGACGCGGUGACGGCGACGGCUUCUGCCGCGGCGGCGACGUCAGCGGCGGCGGCCGUCAACGACGCCAGUCACUCGGACUUGAGCAACGGGGACAGCGCGCUCGGCCCCGCGGACCCGGACGACGACGACGACGAGGCCGACACCUCCAUGGCGAUGGACACAGACAGCAACGUGGACGAGGAGGGAGGCGACGAGAGUCGCGACGGACCCUCCCCCUCCCCCGCCCCCGUGUGCACGGCGCCGGCGGCCGUGUUGCGAGCGGUGUCCGCCCCUUGCUCGCCCUCCCACGCUCGGCCCGGGCCCGGGCCCAUUCCAAACCCCGGCUCUGGUGGAGACUGUGCCCCCUCCUCCCAAAUGGCCGCCGCCAGGCCCAGCUCCCUGCCCCCCUCCAGCCCCAGAACCCUCGCACUCGCACAUGACUGGGCCAACGGGGUCAACGGGGUCGCUGGCUGCGACCAGGGAAUGCACCUAGACAAAGCGUGUGUAGCGACAGUCCACCCCGCGUCCGUCUGCCUGAGCGCCCCCAAGGACAACGUGAAGGAGGAGGACAAGAUGGAGGACAGCAGCCCCCUCUCGGACCAGCUAGUACCGGACUACGCCGUGCAACUGGGGAGGAGCGGCGGCGACUCGUCCGAGGCUCGAGCGCAGACUCUGUCGUCGUCAGACGAUUGUACUUCAAAGGAGAAUGCGGACACGCUCGCUUCCUUCGCGCAAGGCGUGAGUGUUCACGUGAACGGCGACGAUAAAAGCGACGACGUCUCGGUGAAGAAGGAGAAGAUGAGUCAGAACUUGCUGCAGUGGACCGUGGCCGACGUGGCCAGUUACUUCGCCGACGCCGGCUUUCCGGAGCAGGCGCUGGCGUUUCGGACGCAGGAGAUCGACGGCAAGUCGCUGCUGCUCAUGCAGCGCAGCGACGUGCUGACCGGCUUGUCCAUCCGACUGGGCCCCGCGCUCAAAAUCUACGAGCGCCACAUCAAGGUGCUGCAGAGGAGCCACUUCUUGGAAUGCGACGACCUCUGAUGGAUUGCACAGACAAUGGGGAGGACAUUUAAAAAAAUAAAAUAAAAAAUACUUCCACCAGGAUCCUGCCACACAUCAUCGCAUAUAUUCUAUGUACUGUAUAUAUGAAGAAGAUGCGUGGAAGAAGGAGAGGACCAGUGACAAUGAAAAAAAAACGAAACAAAAAAAAAAAACAAUCAUCCUACCUCUCAUGAAGAUCCUCAUUUCACCCGUGCAAAAGGAGCAGUGGCCCUUUAAGAAAAGCCACACGUGCACUUCCUGUGGACUUCCUGACCGUGACUCUCUUCUGACUCUUCGCUCCCACCAAAGUCACGCAGGUAAAACAAAACACGCGCGUGUUCCGUGUAGCUGCUGACACGUGACGUCCCGUGUUCGUUUCUCCCCUUAAUUUACCUCACUCCUUUGCAUUGUGAGUGGCGUGAUGAUAAACAGACAAGGAGGUAAUAUUGAGGUUUUAAGACCAACGCGGUGGACCACAUGCAAUAUUUUGUGUAUCACUCGUCUGACGCUUUGUCUUGGUUGUGAUACGAGUCAGCCAUUGUAAGUGUAUAACAUUCCAUUGGGUGUGCUAGUUUUUUUGUUUGUUUUUAUCAAUCAGUACAUGCUUCCGACAAGAGUCGCAAAUAAAGCUCACGCCUCCGUUCAA
This is a messenger RNA of Phyllopteryx taeniolatus (common seadragon), 2192 nucleotides long. RefSeq names its product sterile alpha motif domain containing 1a (gene samd1a). NCBI's taxonomy places the organism in Eukaryota, Metazoa, Chordata, Actinopteri, Syngnathiformes, Syngnathidae. The record is from RefSeq and is a predicted model, not a curated record. The transcript has 7 exons. The coding region runs from base 281 to 1546 and encodes 421 amino acids. Gene Ontology annotation, molecular function: protein binding; DNA binding.